CUAAAUUAAUCUAUGUAGAAAUUUUAUGAUUAUAUGCGAAUGGACAGUACAAUAAAUUAAAUUUGAAAUAGAACUUGUGAACAAAGCUUAACAUCACUUUGCGCAUGCGCAGUAACUGACGUUUCUCGUCCAGUCCCCGGUCCCUGUUGUUCUCGCAAGAAAAGCGAAUCGUUUUUGCAAUAACUCACAAGAUUGUUCUAAUUAUGUGUGCAUGUGCAAUGAAAACGGCGAUGAACUCUUGAAAGAAAAACUGGUUAUUCGCGAAUAAGUGAUUCUAGUCCGCCUGAACCAAGUGUCAUAACAGGCGCGUCAUGUGUCGCCUCGAAAUCUUUGUUUAUACUCGGUAAAGACAUCAAAGAAAUGUUAGAACUGUACGGCCCGAGACAAGCAUCAAAGUCAAAAAUCUCAUUAUUCGAUUAACUGUACACUGUAACAAAUGAGUGACAAAAGAACUUUCAACAAGAGAAUUCUUGUGACUUAACCUAUUUUAUACGCGACAUAGUGGGAAAUGAAAACAAAUCGCAAUAAUAUCAAAGGACCUACUACGCUGCAAUUCGUUAUCUCGUUAUCAAACAUUCAAGACUGACGACCUCAUUAACGUAGAGUAGAGGCGAUGGUAUCGAAGAAGAAGAGACAGAAAUGAAAUCAGUGCGGCGGAUGAAAGAAAGCAAGAAAUUUCGAGAAUUGCACAUUGUAACAUUAUAUCUAUGAGGCUGAUUUCACAAUUCCAGUGCGAGCGAUAAUUUAAGUCUUACAUAAAAGCUCUCCCAUCGCUUUCGCUUAUCGGCGGAAAUUCUCGUAGAAUUUAUAAAAAAAAAAUUGUGAUAUAGUAUACGAUAUUAUUUUUAAAACUUACGCACAUCAGCUCUUCCAUUCGAUCAAUCUCGGAUACAAACCGCAACUGGCAAAAAAGAAUAAAGCCGACCCGGUGUGAAGACAGCUUAAAAACUCUAUAAGUCGUGUGGCCCGUGUGGGCGACGGUCACCAUAUAUACACACGCAUAUAUCUCUUUCUCUCCCUCUCUCGGAGAGCAGAGCUCGCACAGCAUCAUCAGCUGCUGCGUUGCGCGGCGGCGAGUCGCAGUCAGAGCCGCGUGUCCGUCGAGAUUACGCCGCGUCGCGUUACAAGCUCCCCUUUUUUGUGAUUUACCUCGAAGAGUGAGAUGUUUUUCCUCGCGAUGAAGAGGUGGACGUGUGUCCUGCUCGCAGUACUGGCUUGCGUCGCGGCUGAGGAGACGGACGACGCGCUGGUCUUCACGGUCGCGACGAACGAGACCGAGGGCUUCCGGCGUUACUUGCGCUCGACCGAGGUCAACGGCUUCGGCGACAAUGUCCGUGUCCUGGGCCUAGGACAAGCCUGGCGAGGCGGCGAAAUCAAGCUCUACGCCGGAGGUGGACAGAAGGUCAACUUGCUCAAGGAGGCCAUCGAGGAGAUCAAAGACGACCCGGACCAGAUCGUUCUUUUUACCGAUAGUUACGACGUGAUAUUCCUCAGCUCUCUGGAAAAGAUAAGCCGGAAGUUCAAGGAAUGGGACGACGCUCGGGUGAUCUUCUCGGCAGAGGAGUACUGCUGGCCUCUGAAAUCCUUGGCCUCGGAGUAUCCACAGGUGAAACGUGGCAAGCGGUUCUUAAACUCCGGAGGAUUCAUAGGCUACGCUCCCGAUAUCUACGCUAUUUUAACCAGCGCUGAGAUCAAGGACGACGACGACGAUCAGCUCUUCUACACCAAGGUGUAUCUGAACUCCGAGCUCAGAGAGAAGCACAAGAUCAAGUUGGAUCACAAGUCCGAGAUCUUCCAGAAUCUCAACGGAGCAAUUCAUGAUAUCGAGCUCCGUUUCAAGGGCAACGAGGCCUACGUUCAGAAUACGGCCUACAAUACAGUUCCUCUGAUUAUCCAUGGUAACGGAUUUAGCAAAUUGCUGCUGAAUUCUCUGGGCAACUACGUGGCUCAGGCCUGGAGCCCCGAAGAGGGCUGUCUCAGCUGCUGGGAUCGAACCAUCGAGCUCGACGUGAAAAAUGCCGAGGCCUAUCCGAAAAUUCUCAUAGCCAUCUUCAUCGAAAAACCUACUCCGUUCCUCGAAGAGUUCUUGAACAAGAUCAAGGAUCAGCGAUACCCCAAGGAGAAGCUGCAUUUCUUUAUUCGCAAUAAUGUACCUUAUCACGAAAAAUUGAUCGACGAGUUCGUGGAAAAGCACGGAGACGAGUACCAAAGCGUGAAGCAGAUCAAACCGGAGGAUGAAAUCGCCGAGGCUGCUGCUCGUAAUUUAGCUAUGAAUCACUGUCUCUCUGUGAAAUGUUCGGGUUACUUUUCCAUCGAUUCCGAGUCCCACUUGGAUAACGUAAAUACCUUGGAACUGUUGGUGGAGCAACAGCGUGGCAUUGUAGCGCCACUGCUAGUUAGGCCGUUCAAAGCUUGGAGUAACUUCUGGGGUGCUAUUACGGACGACGGAUUUUAUGCCAGGAGCUCUGAUUACAUGGAUAUCAUUCACCACGAACGAAGGGGUCUCUGGAACGUGCCGUUCGUCAGCAGCUGUUACCUGAUCAACGCGACUCUCCUGGAGAACGAAGCCACCCGCCCAUCCUACGCCGAGGCGGACCUCGACGCGGAAAUGGCGUUCGCCUACGCGAAUCGUCGACGCGACAUCUUCAUGUACGUGAACAACCGGCUGGACUUUGGUCACCUCGUCAACCCAGAGACCUUCAACAUCUCGCUGACCAACCCGGACAUGUAUCAGAUGUUCGACAACAAACUCGACUGGGAGAAGCGAUACAUCCACGUCAACUACUCGGACAAUUUCCUUCCGGAGAACAAGCCCGUUCAGCCGUGUCCGGAUGUCUACUGGUUCCCGAUCGUCACGGAGAGGUUCAACAAGGAUUUCGUGGAGAUCAUGGAGGCCUACGGGAAGUGGUCUGAUGGUUCUAACUACGAUCCAAGGCUGUCGAAUGGCUAUGAGAACGUACCGACCCGGGACAUACAUAUGAACCAGGUCGGCCUCGAGUCCCAAUGGCUCUUCUUCCUGCGCAACUACGUGAAACCCCUGCAGGAGCUCGUCUUCCUCGGCUACUUCCACGACCCGCCCCGAUCCCUGAUGAACUUCGUGGUGCGCUACCGCCCGGAUGAGCAGCCGAGUCUUAAGCCUCACCACGACAGCUCGACCUACACGAUCAACAUUGCCCUGAACAAAGUUGGCGUCGACUACGAGGGUGGAGGCUGCCGAUUUAUCCGUUACAACUGCUCCGUAACUGACACUAAGCCCGGCUGGAUGCUCAUGCAUCCCGGAAGACUGACCCACUAUCACGAAGGAUUAAAGGUCACGAAGGGCACGAGAUACAUCAUGAUUUCCUUCGUCGAUCCCUGAGCUGACAGACUAGUUGAAGGUGCUUUUGAAAGACUAAUCUAAGGAUUAUGUUUUUGAGAUUUUUGAGAAAUUUUAGUGGUCGUUUCGAUUCUUAUAAGUACGUAUAUCUAAAUUAGUUAAAAUUUCGUUGAUGUGAUGCGUUUUCUCGUUUGAUUGUUCGGUGAAAUGUUUUUUUUUUAUAAGUUUGAAAAUGUAUGUUAAAAUAUCGUUUAUAGACGUGUAAAAGACUAAUAAAAAUUGUAUGUAUUUUCUUCGAGAUGACCACAAUGAGAUUUAAAAAGAACUGAAAAGGAGCAUUGCUUUAAAAUGACCAAAGUGUGAAAGAUGAUGCUUCAAGAACGCACAAUGCUUUUUUUGUACUACUAUGUUUUAUCUUUUGCUGAAGUAUAACAUUACUUUAUUUUUAUAAGUAUGACUGCAUUUACCAUGACUAUAAAGUGUUCAGCGAACGCAAAGUAUGAUAAUAAAAUGUAAGCGUCGAUAUUUGUAAAUAUUGUCCAUAAAAGAACAAAAACUUGACUAAUAAAGAGAGUUGUUAUAUAGAAAAUAAAGUAAUGCAAGUCUGUUUAUUAUAAAUAUUUAUCUUAUAUUUUCGCAGAUCGUUUAAAAUUACAAUUUGUUUUUUUUCCAAUCUAUAGAUACACAAGCUGCAAUUAAUCGCAGAAAGAAAAUGUUCUUUAUCAAGUUCCUUGAUAUAGUUGUAAAAACAAAAUCUCGAUUACACUCGUCGUACUAUUUCUGUACCCUUCGAGCCCAGAAAUUUAUGCGACAAUUAGGAACAUCCACAAAGAAGAUACUCAUUUAAUUAUAACUCAUAUUUACCAGUUAUUUAAACUGCAAAAGAAGUUUGCGAGUUUUCCUGCUAAUCGUACAUACAUAUGUAUAUCGUUUUUCUUCUUCUAAAAUGUAUUUACAAUAUAGUAGAAAAGUGAUGCUUGGAGAGUGAAAAAUCGAAUUGAACACUGACCCUUUAAGCGUUUAUAAUUCUUUUAACCAACUUGCAAUAUCGUUUCUUUCACGUAAAAUGUUUACUCUUUCACGUUGUCUUUAAAUUUAAAUCAUAUUCUAGAAAAUCUUGUUAUUUAUAGAAUUACCGUCCUAUGAUGUUCUGAUCACGUUAAAGCAACUAAAGUUUUUUUUUAUUUUUAGCACAGCAUUUUAUUGUUACAAAAAAUAUCUUUUUUCUCGUUUUUUUCUGGAAUGUCUAUGAGCGCGUGCAAAAUAAUCAUGUUUAAUAUUCAUCGACGUAUUAUCUAGUAAGAAGUCGGUAAGCAGGAUAACUAUGUGUAGAAACGUGACGUGCGUGUGUAUUUUAACAAUUGUUCUUUAUCGAUGGCACCGUAGUAGAGAUUAGAAAAAAGUGA
This is a messenger RNA of Nasonia vitripennis (jewel wasp), 4722 nucleotides long. It is a transcript of the gene Plod, whose product is annotated as procollagen-lysine,2-oxoglutarate 5-dioxygenase. Bases 1163 to 3358 code for a protein of 731 amino acids. Gene Ontology annotation, biological process: peptidyl-lysine hydroxylation. The transcript is spliced from 9 exons. The record is from RefSeq and is a predicted model, not a curated record. Gene Ontology annotation, cellular component: endoplasmic reticulum. NCBI's taxonomy places the organism in Eukaryota, Metazoa, Arthropoda, Insecta, Hymenoptera, Pteromalidae. Gene Ontology annotation, molecular function: procollagen-lysine 5-dioxygenase activity; L-ascorbic acid binding; iron ion binding.